AACCCAAUAAAUGGCAACCGCCGGCCACACCGGCAGUCGAGCGAUUGCCAGUCCGCACUCGUGAAGAUCAAGAUGAACCGCGCGCUCUCGUUUGUGUGCUUGGGCUUGGCCUGCGUUGUCGGAGGCGUAUCUGGUGCCGCCCUAUACAAGGACGUUUCUGGAUGCUCGACUGCUGAAGCUGAGAAGUGCGGAUAUGACUUCGUCCCUUACUUCCUUAAGCCAAGCCUAGCCGACGAUGCCAAGAGCCUUGUAACGCAGUGCACGUUAUUCAAGAGACAACUGAAGUGCGGUGAAGACUUCGCCGUCAAGUGCCUGGACGGUCUCCCUAAGGGCGUCAUCUUGCUUAUGCUCAGGGCAGCCGUUGACGAGUAUGGGAUGUUCUGCAACACAACCAACCCAAAGCAUAAAGAGUACCUGGAUAGCAUCAAGUGCAUCAACAAGGCUGGUCCCGGAAUCCAGAAGUGCAUGAGCGACAUGUUUGUGGACUUGCACCGUGCUUCCAAGGCCCCAGACCGUCAGCAGAUUCCCUACUCUUGCUGCUAUUACCACGACUUCGUGGAGUGCGCCGAGGUUGCCCUGAACAGAGGCUGCAAGCUGCCGACGGCCAAGAAGUUCUUCGACGACAUCAUCGAGCACGUGUUCGGCGAGGUGCUUAGCCUGGCCUGCAACAAGUACAAGAAGGGCACGGGAGCCUGCGAGGCGCUGGCCAGCUUGCCCACCAAGGAUGACGCGAAGGCUCGCGACAAGGGAUUCAUCGAACCACUGGCCGUCAUCGCCAGCAAGCUCGGCUAGUGCGCGUCGCUCUGUAGUUAUGUAAUGGUUAUAUACGUUCGUACACCACGCGGGUAACGGUGUGUCAUGCUGGUAUGUUGCCAUAAGAGGUACAAUAGCGGUUGUUAUGGCGUUCAGCACGUGAGCCGGCGUUUCGGCGUUGUAUAGGGGCUCAGUGUUGUAUAGGAGCUCAGAUAACCGACUAUCUCUCUCCGAAUGGAAUCGAAAUAGUGCGUUGCCUCAUUGUUAACUAAUUGCGCAAGUGCAAAAGGGCGAAACGUGCUCAUGCAUUAAAAAAAAAAACGAAACUGCGUUUGAACUUUCUUUAUGUUCCUUCUUGCGUGUUCUCCUUUUGCUUACUUGCCCAAUUAGUUAAGAAUCGAUAAAAUGAACCAACUAGCCAGUCAAGAUGUUCUAUUACGCUAGGCUUCUACGCAGUUCCUGUUCGUUUGGUACUUGGUAGUGUUAGGGAGUGUGUUAUAAAACACACACAAGAUGAUACCGGCAUAGUUCAGUGUAGAAUGGCUAGUUCUCAUUAGCAUAGAAGGUGGCAUUAGCGACCAUUAUCAGUCUCUCUAACGCGAAGCUACGGACAGAAAAAAAAGAGAAAAUGAAAUGGAAGUGAGAAGGAGAGAGAAUUAAAUUUUUAUUUUCGUUAAAGGUAAUCCGAGUCAGGACCCGGCUCACCCUAGGUGAGAGGAUUCCUUAUUCCAGGAACCCUCUGGGACUUGGGCUCGGUUAACCGAAAAAAAAAGAAUAAAAUCAGCAUUUUUUGCAUACCGCUACGACAGCCCUCUCGAUGGUUGAUUUACAGAAGUGUUUCUGACAUGCGAACGUGCGCGGGCAGACUUCCCAUAAGAAAGUGCUAUCACGGCGUUUUCAGCGGAGAGGGUACGGCGACAAGACACCGCGAAGCCCGAUGACCCGCCGUGAAAGGGCCCCGGCAUGGCGAUUGCAGCUCGAAACUUCGCCAACGCCACCUCUCGGAUUCCGUGUAAACUGUGAUGUUGCGCAAGUGAUAGAGACGAUUUAGCUGGUUGUCUGAGAGGUGGCGCUGUGAGGUAAGGAGAGCUCGCGAAAGGGACCUUGAAGCUGAAAGUAGGCGCGGAGCACUUUCCUUCGGGAGGUUUGUUUCUUGUCGGGGCUUCGCUUGGCCUCAAUGUUGUGCUCUUCAUAAUUCAUCCGAACUAAAGGCAUGUGGACAUUGUUCCGAACCUUGUAUACAUGUCGGUAGUCCGUCUCUUGGUUGCAGCUUAAUACAAGACUUGUGUUGUCUGUAUUGUUGAAAGAAGCCAGUUAGUCCUAAAUCGGCCAUUUGUGCAAUCUUAUGCUCAAUUUACCUGUGAAAGGAAAAACAUUUAUUUGCUUGUUGAACAAAGACUAAAAACAUUCGCCGCUCUACGUUUAUAAAAAGAAACACAGUGGACAAAGUUUAAUCCGUUAAAGCAACGAAAUAGGCUUGCGAAGAAAGCUCUUCGUAAGAGUCAGAUAGCUGGCACACGCAGUCGUAAAAUGAAAGGGAAUCGCAGCGUUUUCGCAGUAAUUGACAGCAGACGCCAUGGUUGCUACCUAUCGAUAGCAUAUUAACUUACUUGCCGAGAAAUCUGAGAAUAGGAAUGCGUAGUUGUGUCGUGUCCAGGAAUGCGUUGUUGAGACGAGCAGCCAUGUAUGCAUUGUGUGAUGUAUGUACAUAAGUGUGAUCAUCAUGAACGUGUUCAUCUCUGAGAGCGCUGUGUUUGAGAAUAUGCGUGAAAUAAAAUGUCGCAUCGUCAACA
Dermacentor silvarum is the source of this 2546-nucleotide messenger RNA. RefSeq lists its product as uncharacterized. Bases 73 to 792 code for a protein of 239 amino acids. The record is from RefSeq and is a predicted model, not a curated record. NCBI's taxonomy places the organism in Eukaryota, Metazoa, Arthropoda, Arachnida, Ixodida, Ixodidae. The transcript is spliced from 5 exons.